Messenger RNA from Coniophora puteana RWD-64-598 SS2, 2293 nucleotides. RefSeq lists its product as uncharacterized. The annotation marks the transcript as partial. Gene Ontology annotation, molecular function: DNA-binding transcription factor activity, RNA polymerase II-specific; DNA binding; zinc ion binding. Gene Ontology annotation, biological process: regulation of DNA-templated transcription; DNA-templated transcription. NCBI's taxonomy places the organism in Eukaryota, Fungi, Basidiomycota, Agaricomycetes, Boletales, Coniophoraceae. The transcript is spliced from 17 exons. The record is from RefSeq and is a predicted model, not a curated record.
AUGUCCAUCGAGCUCCACGGACACGCUAUCGCCCCUCUCGUGCGCCUCGUUGCGCUCGUAUGCAAGGAGAAGGACGUACCGUAUAAGCUUGUCAGCGUUGAAGUCUACAAGGGCGAGCAGAAGACACCCGAGUAUCGCGCGUUCCAGCCCUUCGGCCAGGUGCCGUAUCUGGUGAGCGCCUCCUCCUCGUCCGAUCCUCGCCUCCGUUCUCACAGCUUUGGCGCUUAUGUGCAUGGUACUCAGGGCCUCGUCCCGUCAGCCAGCGACGCCAAGGCCGAGGCGCUCUUCGAGCAGGCGUGUUCGAUCGAGACUGCUAACUUUGACCCAUUCGCGACGGGGCUUGCUUUCGAGAAGUUCGUCAAGAAACACAAAGGCCUGGAGCCAGACGAGGCGCGAGUCAAGCAGUUCAUCGCAACGCUCAACGAAAAACUUGACGCAUACGAGGUUAUUCUGUCAAAACAGGCUUACCUCGCUGGAGACAACGUAACCCUCGCAGACCUGUUCCACCUGCCGUACGGUACGAUCAUCGAGAAAGUCGGCGGAGACCUGAUCUCCUCCAGAUCAAACGUGUCUAGGGAUAGAAUUCUAACCCAAACUUCUGAUAUUGUGCACGGUCCGGCCGGGAGCCACUACUCCGAGCUCCGCCCUAACUGGAUGGACAUCGAGAAGUCGACGCUUGAAGCCGGGAGAAAUCCCUACUGGACCUUCCGUAUACAAUCGGGUUGCAUACUAUCAUGUCGUCUGCGGAAGGCGCUAAGAAGCGCAAAGUUCAGCACGCUUGUGUUAUGUGCCGUCGCAGGAAGGUUCAAUGUGAUGGCGAUAAGAACACGGAAAAGAAAUGCUCCACCUGCGUCGCAAACAACUUUGACUGCACCUGGGCCGAGCGGGCUAAACGGGGUAAAAGGAGAAGCAGGGUCACGAAAGCGUAUGUGGAGAGUCUAGAGAGCCGUUUAGAACAAAUGGAGAGACUUCUUGCGAAUGUUUAUCCUGGUGGGAUCACCUCCCAAGAACUUGAUAUCCACACCGAUCACGGGAACGCGCCGGAGACACAUAUAACUAGCGUUUCCCCUAGGCCCAUCGUUACUAGGAAGGCAAUGAUCGGUCCAGCGGCCUUGCGCUCAGAUGAUCCGACAUCUCCGUCCAACGGGCCCGAAUCGAGCGACGAGGAGGUGGAUACUUUCAAUCUCAAGCUCUCUGACAGCCUCCGCAACAUGACACUUAAUCCGGGUCAUCACCGCUUCUUUGGUAAAUCAAGCGGCCUGGCUUUUGUCCAACAGGCGAUAGACCUCAAGACUGAACACACUGGUGAACAAAGGCACAACAUGCGGGACAUAUUCUACCGCCGACGUUCUGAGUUCCUCAAUCGCUAUCUUGAGGAUAUUCCGAACCAGCCCGAUGAUCCUCCGUUCACAUUUCCAGAACCCGAUCUUGCACGUCAACUCAUAGACCUAUACUUCACAUAUACCAACUCCGUGUCGCCUCUGCUCCACCAACCCACGUUUGAGCGCAAGUACGCUGACGGAUUACACAUUCGUGAUCCGGCUUUUGGAGCUGUUCUCCUGCUCGUGUGCGCUGUGGCCGCGCCGUGGUGCGAAGACUCCCGGGUACUGUUGCCCGGAUCGGGAGCCGAACAUCACGCGGGAUGGCAGUGGUUCGAGCAGGUCCAGUCAGUGAAGAAGACGUUAUUGGGGCCUCCGUGUUUGGAAGACCUGCAGAUGCAUUGUCUAUCCUCCCUGUAUCUCCAAGGGACGUCGAGUCCCCAAGCGUGCUGGACUGUUGUAGGAAUCGGCAUUCGACUCGCUCAAGAUGUCGGGGCUCAUCGACGGAAGGUAUACAAUACCAGACUUACCGUCGAGGAUGAGCUGUGGAAGCGUGCAUUCUGGGUUUUGGUCACUCUUGACCGAACGCUCAGUGCUGGUUGGGGCCGACCAUGUGCAAUACAUGACGAAGACUUUGACGUCGAUCUUCCAGUGGUCUGCGACGACGAGUAUUGGGAACAUUCAGAUCCUGAACAGGCAUUCACGCAGCCACCGGAGCAUCCAUCGACGGCUGCGUUCUUCAUUGCUUUUAUCAAACUGACUCAGAUUCUUGCAUUUGCGUUGCGGACCAUUUACUCGAUCAACAAGUCUAAGAUGUCACUCGGCUUUGUGGGUCAGAAGUGGGAGCAACGUAUUGUGUCGGAGCUGGACUCUGCGUUGAAUGAGUGGUUUGACUCCUUGCCAGAUCAUCUGCGCUGGGAUCCGAACAUACAAGAUCCAAUCUUCCGCCUGCAAUCCUGCACGCUUUACGCGAG